CUUAUCGACGAAUAACUUUUCUAGUGGAGAUUUUUCCAUAUAAAAUUUUUAUGCGUGAUGAGUAAAUUUUUUUAUUAUAUUUAUCUGUGGAGUCAAUUAUGUUGUUUAUUAAAACACUCCUCCCUCGACUCUGAAAGAAGGCAUCUAUACAUUCAGCUUGCUUCCUUAUUUAUAUUCUCCCUGUCUAGCAAAGGUAAGCAGAAAGCCAAAAACCAGGUGGUCACAUAGAGACGGAGAAAUGAGGAGCAUGAAAGGAGAGGUGUCAUUGAACCUGCCCGCCGAGAAAGCAUGGCAGAUGUACAGAGACAACGAGGUUAUCAGUAAAAUCAAUCCUGAGCUGCUUUCUCGAGCUGAAUAUGUUCAAGGAGAUGGCGGCCCUGGAACUCUCAGGCUCUUCAAGCUUGGCCCUGCCUUGAGAAGCUACGUGGGGGAGUCGGUGGAGAAGAUAGAGAAGGUGGAGACAGGUCGAUCAGUGAGCUACGACGUGGUGGGAGGAGAGCUAAUGAAGAUGUAUAAUCCAUACAAAGUGACCUUCACGUUCACUCCCGUGGAAGGAAAAGAGACGGAAAUGUGCACCGCUCAGUGGCAAGCUGAAUACGAGCCACUGUCUCCCACCAUCCCUCCACCGGACAAGGCUAGGGAUGCUGCCUUGCGGUUCCUCCAGUGCUUUGACAAGUUUGACCUCAGCUUCUAGAGCCCUCAACACAAUCCUUCCUCUAUAUUUCAGUGUAUGGAAUAAGUUUGGAAAGGGUAGAGCAGUCCAUGCUCUCUCUCUCUCUCUCUCUCUCUCUCUCUCUCUCUCUCUGUCUUGUGAAAAUCUAGUUGGGUCAUGUCAAUCCUGUGUGAGAAACUUCUCUAGUUCUGGAUUAGGUGCCAUCUCUGAAUUUAUGUAUGUGAUGUUAACGAAGUGCAAAGCCCAACGGGGAAGUCAAGAACAGUUGGGUGACUUUUAGGCAC
Molecule: messenger RNA, 957 nt
Organism: Cucurbita pepo subsp. pepo (vegetable marrow)
Lineage: Eukaryota; Viridiplantae; Streptophyta; Magnoliopsida; Cucurbitales; Cucurbitaceae
Product: MLP-like protein 423
Biological process (GO): abscisic acid-activated signaling pathway; defense response
Cellular component (GO): nucleus; cytoplasm
Molecular function (GO): signaling receptor activity; protein phosphatase inhibitor activity; abscisic acid binding
Source: RefSeq, a predicted model, not a curated record